Hyposmocoma kahamanoa is the source of this 1440-nucleotide messenger RNA. RefSeq lists its product as uncharacterized. NCBI's taxonomy places the organism in Eukaryota, Metazoa, Arthropoda, Insecta, Lepidoptera, Cosmopterigidae. The transcript is spliced from 2 exons. Gene Ontology annotation, biological process: regulation of transcription by RNA polymerase II. Gene Ontology annotation, molecular function: DNA binding. Gene Ontology annotation, cellular component: transcription regulator complex; nucleus. The record is from RefSeq and is a predicted model, not a curated record. The coding region runs from base 57 to 848 and encodes 263 amino acids.
GCCCGCGCCUUCGCCACGUCCCCCCUCAGUCUGACGUGGCGAGUCGCCUGGAACGCAUGUCGCUUCAACCGGAGGAGUCCGAUAUGCGUGACGAUAUUGAUUUCAAUAUCGCAUUUUGUCAAAUAAUAGAACAGUAUCCAGCAUUAUAUGACUACAAUCGGUCAGACUAUUGCAAUAGGAAUGUGCAGUCGAGAAUAUGGCGAAUCAUCGCGAACAAACUGCAGGAAUCGGAAAACGAUUGCAGAGAGCGAUGGAAGAACAUAAGAGGGAGAUAUGGAAAGUACAAAAAAGCGAAAGCCAAACCUACAGAUAAGUUAGCUAAACGGGUCAAAGAAUAUUACCUAGCGCCGUAUCUAAGUUUUUUGGACAAUUUCCUAAAAGCACGGCCAUACAAAAGGUUAUUUAGGAAGAGUUUGAAAACCGAAACUCAUGAUGCGGACGGACAUGAUGAUUCUGAGGAAUUGCAUGCAGAUGAGUCACUUCAGUGGCCAUGGCCGCAUCAAUCAACACAAUCUCACCAGCAAGCGGAUUCUUGUUUUGUCGUGCCUGUGGACCCAACGUUAUCAAGUGAAUACAUGGGCAGUGAGUUGGCAGCAGCUUUACAAGACGCCACAGAAGCAGAAAAACCACCAAUGAUUAAACGGAAGACUGUAAAACUUGACACAGAUCUCUCAUUCCUUAAAAGUGUGCUGCCAGAUAUGAAAGCCAUGACUCCGGAUCAAAAGCGGAGGUUUAAAAUUGGGAUUUUGAAUAUGGCCGGGGAGAUAUUGAAGGAAAAUCCGAGAUGUUCGAUCACCGGUCAAUGUCGUGGAGGUCUUUCAAAGGCACCAACCCCGCCGUCACAGUAGGUGUUCAUUGUAAAUAAAUGGGUUUAAUGCUGCUGCCGCCUGUCUAUCUCUUAAGUACUAAACUGUAAUAAUGGAAACAAACGAAUAAACGAGCAAGUUCUAAAUGUUAAGUCGUCCAGCCUCAAUACAGCAUGCAUCGACAUCACAGCCAGUAUUACUUGCUGAUGUUCGUCAUCGAAAGUUAUUUCCACCAUAUUCUAGGGCAAUGCUACAUAAUUUACAUUAUAACAAGUCAUGACCGCCGACAUUUUUACCCAAACACCGUUAUUUAUUGCAAAUGACAUUUUAAAAUUAUAACGAACAAUAACGCGUCAACAUUUCCCGCCCAAAUUACAUAAAAUAGAAAUUAUAGCAAAAGCUAAGUUUAUUGUUAGCUCAAGUGUUUUUUAUACGUAUUUUACUGUAACCGAUAGAAUCAAUAUUAAAAAGUCAUUACAUAAACGACACCCUGCUUAUUAUCGCAACCGGCAUGGUACAUCACAAUUUCGUUGUUUACUAUAAACAAAGUGACAAAAAAAACCGUGUUUUUAACCGACUUCAAAAAAAGGAAGAGGGGUCUCAAUUAGACUGUAUGUUUUUUUUGUAUGUACAU